Messenger RNA from Tilletiopsis washingtonensis, 2433 nucleotides. RefSeq names its product WD40 repeat-like protein. Gene Ontology annotation, biological process: anaphase-promoting complex-dependent catabolic process; positive regulation of ubiquitin protein ligase activity; positive regulation of anaphase-promoting complex-dependent catabolic process. Gene Ontology annotation, cellular component: anaphase-promoting complex. NCBI's taxonomy places the organism in Eukaryota, Fungi, Basidiomycota, Exobasidiomycetes, Entylomatales. Gene Ontology annotation, molecular function: anaphase-promoting complex binding; protein binding; ubiquitin ligase activator activity. The transcript has 5 exons. The record is from RefSeq and is a predicted model, not a curated record. Bases 336 to 2333 code for a protein of 665 amino acids.
CCACCAUCUCCUCCUAGGCCUGCUCCUCGCGUGCGCAUCCGUGCACCCGGCACCGCUGUCUCGCCGCAGUAGCGUGCAUCUCUGCGCACCCGCACGCCGCGGCCGCAGCCUCUCCGCGCCUGGCCCACGGCGCGCGUGUCGUGCGAGCUGGCGACCCUUGCGCCGCGCAUACACCCGGCCCAUCACCGCCGCACCGCACAGCAGCCGCGAGCAGCGGCUUCUCCUCGCUAUCCGCUAGCGCAUCACUGCUGCUGCGGCACUUCUCGCGCACCACAGCCCGUGCACCGCGCCCCCGCACUUCUGCGCGCGCGCCGUCAUACACACGGAGCUCGGCGAUGUACAACUCCGAGUUCGGGCGCCGGCUGCGCACGCAGUCCUCGGGCGCCGGCGCUGCAGCCGGCGGCGCCAGCGGCUCGGCGUCGCCGUCGGGCGCUAGCCGGGCACAUUUGCGCGCCGACUCGCACGGCGCCAGCAGCAGCAGUGCCGGGCCGAGCCGCCGCGGCGUGACGCCGGGCGCAUCCACGUCGACGGGCAUCGGCUCGCUGUACGACGAGCACCUGGACGGCGCCGCCGGCCUGCUGGCCUCGCCGAGCCGAGCUGGCGCACGUCGUGAGAGCACCGGAGGGCUGGAACGCACGCGCGAGGCAAGUGGCGAGCCAGCGAGGCCCCGCUUCAAUGGCGAUCGGCCACGAACGCCCGGGCGCCACAAGGUGCCGGCGUAUGCCGACAGAUACAUUCCGAGUCGCGAUGUCAGCGACAUGCAGACUGUGUACCAGCUGAUGGGCGAUGAGGGCACGUCGACAAGCCGGCAGAAGCGCAAGAUGGCGGUGGACAUGGAUGCGCAGAAGGAGGAAGCAAAUCAGGCCUUCUCCAGCCUCUUGACGACGGAGCUGUUCGGCACAGCAACUGGCUCCUCGCAUGGAGCUGGCGCAAAUGGGCACGCCGCGCAGCUAGCCUACGGCUCGAGUGCGGCUGGUGCCACUGGCAACAUGCGCCAUGCCGCGUCGGCUGCGGGCAGUCCGGCGACGCCGACGAAGAAGAACCUGCUCUCCUACCACAGUCCCUCGCCAUCGUCGUCGCGCUCGCGCAGCGUCGGCACGCCAGGGCGCAGCGGCGGCGCCGAGCGCAUCGGCCUCUAUCCGGGCGUCACUGGCGUGGGGCCUGGCGAGCGGCGCGGCAGCUCCGGCGGGCCCGUGGGCCUCUUUGGCGGCGGCUACCUGGGCGGCGCGGCUGAGACGCUCGACUCGCCGCACCACUCGGCAUACAGCCUCAGUCCAGUCAAGCUGGAGAGCCAGCGCAUGCUGCUCAGCCCGCGGAGAGCGCCGCGGACACUCAGCAAGGUGCCGUACAAGGUGCUCGAUGCGCCUGAGCUUGCCGACGACUUCUACCUCAAUCUCGUCGACUGGAGCUCGCAGAACGUCAUGGGUGUCGGCCUGGGCCAGUGCGUCUAUCUGUGGUCGGCCAAGGACGCGAACGUGAAGAAGCUGGUCGACUUGUCAGAGGGGCGCGACAAGACAGACCGCAUCACCGGCCUGAACUGGUCAAGCAAUGGCCGCUAUCUGGCAGUCGGCACCAACUCGGGCGAGGUGCAGGUCUGGGACGCCGAGCACGAGAAGAAGGUGCGCACAAUGACGGGCCACUCGUCGCGCGUCGGCGCGCUGGCGUGGAACUCGCCGAUCCUCACGACGGGCUCGCGCGACCGCUCCAUCCUGCACCGCGACACGCGCGAGCCGGAGCACCACAUGGCGCUGCUGCGCGGGCACCGGCAGGAGGUGUGCGGGCUCAAGUGGAACACGAUGACGAACCAGCUGGCGUCGGGCGGCAACGACAACCGCCUGCUCGUGUGGGACGGCCUCAACACGACGCCGCUGCACCGCUUCACCGAGCACACGGCCGCCGUCAAGGCGAUUGCGUGGAGCCCGCACCAGCAAGGCCUGCUCGCCUCGGGCGGCGGCACGGCCGACAUGCGCAUCCGCUUCUGGAACACGAUCACGGGCCAGCUGCUCUCCGACAUCGACACGGGCUCGCAGGUGUGCAACCUGCUGUGGAGCAAGACGGCCAACGAGCUCAUCUCGACGCACGGCUUCUCCGGCGGCAAGGUGCAGCACCAGAUCCAGGUGUGGCGCUACCCGACGAUGUCGCAGAUCGCCACGCUCACCGGCCACACGAUGCGCGUCCUCUACCUCGCCAUGAGCCCCGACGGCGAGACGAUCGUCAGCGGCGCUGGCGACGAGACACUGCGCUUCUGGGACCUCAACACGCCGUCCAAGAGCCAGCUCGAGUCGCGCGCCGCGGCCUCCUCGACGCUCGACCCCUUCGCCAAGCUGCGCUAGCUUCUUGCUCUCCCUGCUCUCCCAUACAACACUCAUACCCCUCCUUGCCCGUGCUCUUACCCUGCCUCAAUCACACGCUUUCCCGACGCUCAGGCUCCGC